AUGAUAAUUACCACAACAUUAGCACACAGAUCCUCUUACUUGAUCCCCUUCCCAGUAUCAAUCGCGCAUAUUCCCUCAUUGCGCAACAAUAAAUCAAUCCUACAUCAUCUGCGCCAACCCCAACCAUUCUUUCUGCUAACAGCAAUAAUCCUCAUGGAAAGGCAAAAUAUGCAUCCAAGACUUCAAUGGUUUACACCAACUGCCACAAAACCAAUCAUACCAUCGAGACAUGCUACUUCAAACACGGUUUCCCACCUGGAUAUAGAAGCAACAUUGCUAAAAAUACAUCAGAUAACAAAACUCAGCACACCCACGACAAGGACAUUGGUAUCUCCAAGGAAGAUUACCAGCAUUUAG
Molecule: messenger RNA, 357 nt
Organism: Vicia faba (fava bean)
Lineage: Eukaryota; Viridiplantae; Streptophyta; Magnoliopsida; Fabales; Fabaceae
Source: the annotation of a GenBank genome assembly